CCCCUCAGGAGCUCUCUGCAGUCAUGGGGCCUUCUCAGCUUGUUCGUGCCCCUCGGCCUCGGGGCAUGAGUUCUCCCUACCGAAGGCCAGGUAUGGGUGGGCCCAGGCGCCGGUGUCCCAAGAUGUUCAAGUGUAGCCGCAGAACAUACCGGCAGAAACCUCGAGGCCCAACUGCCACCGAUCCUGCCUCUGUGGCCACAAACAUCAGUGACACGGACACUACCACCAGUGUGUGGAUCCUGUCACCUCAAGUUCUCAGACACCUCUGUCAACCUAGGGGCUUUCUGAUCCUCUAGAAACGCCCAGAAGCUUGGCCUGCACUUGACCUGCUGCUCCAGAGGGCUGUUGGUGGUGGACAACAAAUACAGCCAAUCUGCUUAAGCUGUC
Grammomys surdaster is the source of this 387-nucleotide messenger RNA. It is a transcript of the gene P3r3urf, whose product is annotated as PIK3R3 upstream reading frame. Bases 24 to 296 code for a protein of 90 amino acids. The transcript is spliced from 2 exons. NCBI's taxonomy places the organism in Eukaryota, Metazoa, Chordata, Mammalia, Rodentia, Muridae. The record is from RefSeq and is a predicted model, not a curated record.